UUAUGGAGCUAGACUGCAGUAAAAAAAAAUCUAUGCAGCCUUAAAUAGAAGACACAUCUGGGCUCUGUGGUGAUGAAUGCAACUCAUUAUUUGUCCUCCUGGAAUUAAGACAUUCUGUGCUGGAGCAGAAAGACAACAAGGCUCAGUGAUGCAGUUGUUAGCAGGGGUUACUAACGAGGAAGUCGGCCCUCAGUGACACAAGGUGGCAUACGCUGGUGUGGAGCCCUGGAGUUUGGAGUGGGAACCUUACCCGAGGCACCUUAAUUUUGCUUUCUAGAAGAAUGGCUUGCCUUGUACUUCUCAUCUAUUCUUUGCUGCUCAUGUUGUUUACCUGCCAUGUUGGUGCAAUAGAUGAAUUCAAGGUACGGCCAUUUGACAAUAUUUCUCUGCCCUGCCACUUCUCCUUUGUGGAUAGCACAGAUGGUUUGACCUUCACCUGGGAAAGGGAAGAUAUUAAGGAAGAACAUGAAGUAGAAGAUAAAGACUUUUAUAAGUAUUUUGUUGGACUUCAGGAUUUUUACCAGUUUUACCCAAAGGUGAUAUACAGUUUCAGCGAAAACAAGGAGCAUGUAGAGGAGCGAAAUGCACUCUAUGAGGGAAGAGUCUGGGUAGAUGAGGAGGAGAUUCCCGAGGGCAGUCUGACACUCAUGCUGGAGCAAGUUCAGUUUUCCGAUGAGGCCAUGUACAUAUGCAAGGCCAGCAACUCAAGGGGCAGGGGACAAAGGAAGAUGAAACUUCUGGUGGAAGAUGCUGAAGAGCCACAGGUGCAGUUCAGCACAGUCAACGAUACACUUGUUGCAAAGUGCAUCUCAGCAGGCUGGUAUCACAUGCCAAAAGUAACCUGGCGUAACCGCAAGGAAGAAGAUAUCUCCAGCUACGCCACCACAGAGAUCCUGGAAGAGAAGCGUGAUGGGUCUCAUAGGGUGGUGUCCAUCUUGAACUACCCUGUCUUGCUCCAUGAGAUCUACAGAUGUCACAUUGAAGAAGAUGAUGUGCUCAACAGACCUGUUCGAUCUAUUCAUAAAGUUCCAAAGAGGAAAUACCAUAAUAUGUAUAAUAACUAUUAGGAUUGCCAAGUCAUCUGUGAAGAGAAACCCUUACUCCUUUCAUCACAUGAAGUCUUCAGUUUCGCAUGGUACUGGGAUGCAGCAGAAAGAAGAGACAAUUAGUCUAGACAAUAGGAUAGUAGAAACCUCUGUGAUGAGAUAUUGUUUCAUGCUUCUCCUAUUUGAUGCUUGAAUUAAAUACUGCCAAAAUCAACCGUGUUUGCAUUGUGCUGUAUUUCAAGGUACCAAAAUAACUUGCAAACCCUUGAAUAAAGUCAACUGAA
Molecule: messenger RNA, 1330 nt
Organism: Varanus komodoensis (Komodo dragon)
Lineage: Eukaryota; Metazoa; Chordata; Lepidosauria; Squamata; Varanidae
Product: butyrophilin subfamily 2 member A2-like
Exons: 4
Coding region: 282-1067 (261 amino acids)
Source: RefSeq, a predicted model, not a curated record